AUGGAUGACUCUUCCACUACGCAGCCAGAAGGAACCCUGGACGAAAAACAAGGAGUACCUAGAAGCGAUCCUACAGGAACGGUGUUGGAUUCAGACAAUGAGGAUAUCGCUCGGUCCAAGAAAGAGGAAGCGGUUCGAAAAGCAUGCGAUUUACGUGAUUUAGAUGCUCUCGUCUCGUAUGCGACCUCUGAGGGCGGUCUCUUGAACGAUGACCUCAGGCGAUUAGCCUGGCCCAUUUUUCUUCGAAGCGACAGAGAUGUACAAGAUUCAGAUUUCGCAUCUUGGGAACACCUGCCUUCGCAUGGAGAUGAAGACCAGGUCCAACUGGACGUAAACCGGUCGUUUGUGUACUAUCCUCAAUGCGCUGAGGAUGAACUGUUGCUGAAGAAGGAUGAAUUGUCAAUUCUCAUCAGGGGAGUACUUCGGAAAUACCCGAUGCUUUGUUACUUCCAGGGGUACCAUGAUAUCGUGCAAGUACUACUUCUGGUUCUUGGUGAAAAGGAGGCAGCCCCAGCUGUGACCAAUAUCUCCUUAUUCCGAAUUAGGGACUAUAUGCUGCCGUCUCUCUCCCCUGCGCUGAAGCAUUUGCAGCUUAUCCCCGCGAUUAUCGAGAAAGCUGAUCCGGCGUUGCGGGAGCACCUCGGAGGCAUAAAACCAUUCUUUGCCCUUGCAGCAACACUCACAUUGUAUGCCCAUGAUAUCCAGGAGUACAGCGACAUUGCACGACUGUUUGACUUCCUCUUGGCUACGGAGCCUGUCGUGUCUAUCUACCUCUUCGCAGCGAUCAUACUCUCACGCAAGAAGGAGCUGCUGGAGAUUCCUGCAGACGAACCUGAGAUGUUGCACUUUACUCUUUCAAAAUUACCACAGCCUCUAGAUCUGGAUAGCCUCAUAUCGAGCGCUAUGCAACUGUUUAAUGAUUACCCACCUGAGUCUUUGCCUUUCGGGGCUUGGAAGAGGAUCUCUCAGCACAGUGUGCUAAAAUCUUCGCGGGACCCAUUCAAUAAGCAAACCAGAGACGAAGCGAUACGACUGCUCGAGAAACAAGUACGACAACUGCAUAACGAGGAACUAAGAGAAAAGGCCCUCACCUUCUUGUGGCAUCACAGGAGGACGGUCGGGUCGGUGGCAGUCGCCAUCUUCAUCGGAGUCAUGUCUAUCUGGAUCCGAAAGAAAGGGUUCGAUACGCCCCUAUGGUCGUAUUUCGCUGGAUUGAAAACGAAUCUUCGCAAGUGGCUUCCUAUGAUUUCGAUGUGA
Messenger RNA from Aspergillus fischeri NRRL 181, 1257 nucleotides. Its product is annotated as TBC domain-containing protein. The coding region runs from base 1 to 1257 and encodes 418 amino acids. Gene Ontology annotation, molecular function: GTPase activator activity. Gene Ontology annotation, cellular component: endoplasmic reticulum membrane. NCBI's taxonomy places the organism in Eukaryota, Fungi, Ascomycota, Eurotiomycetes, Eurotiales, Aspergillaceae. The record is from RefSeq and is a predicted model, not a curated record. The transcript is spliced from 3 exons. Gene Ontology annotation, biological process: positive regulation of GTPase activity; endoplasmic reticulum to Golgi vesicle-mediated transport.